Messenger RNA from Paralichthys olivaceus (Japanese flounder), 5382 nucleotides. NCBI's taxonomy places the organism in Eukaryota, Metazoa, Chordata, Actinopteri, Pleuronectiformes, Paralichthyidae. The record is from RefSeq and is a predicted model, not a curated record.
AGCCCAAGUGCACAGGCUAAAUGUCAGGGCAGCAGGAUCACUGGGCUGUUAUGGAGCAUUAUAUGUGUGUGAAUGGAGACGAGAGCCUAAAAUGUGACCUCACAACUGCUCGUCCAUUGUCCCUGGUGAUCAUCCACCUCCCUGCAGCUGCGGAGGCUCCAGCUCCUCUCUCCUCUCUGAAUCCUCUCCUCACACCCAUGUUGGACCAGUGCGGAGUGGGAGUGACCCGGACGCUCAGCCCCGCUGCCAUUGGACGGCGGGGAGGUGUCUGUCAGCCGUGCAGCUCCCUCCUCUGCUCUUAAAUGAAGAUGCAAUGGACUCGAGGCGCGGACUCAACCUGUGGAAGCCGCGAUGAGCAGCUGAUCCUCCCGCAGUGGAUAAACCGAGAGCGCGAUGGUCACCGCCGCGUCAUGAUCCCCGUGGCUGCGCACGGCUCAGCGAAACAGUUCCUGGAGAGGUCGAGACAAAGGGACGUGACAGGGAGGAGAAGAGAGUGGAGCCGGUGAGGGAACGAAGUGUGUCCGGACCUGUUGAUCAUCCGCGUGACGCUGACUCUACCUGCAGAUCCCGGGUCACCGCGCACCGACGCGCAAUCAUGCUCCUGUCGGCGUUCCUCCUCCUCACCUCCUCUCACCUCCUGGCGCCUCUGCUGCUGUGUUACCUGCCUCACGUCUCCGCACAGAAGGCUAGCUCACGGUGGCUGAUUGGUGACAGAGACAGUCACUGUGGGGUCAUCUGCUCACGGACGCAGGGGAAGCCAGUGUGCGGCUCAGACGGGCGGAGCUACGAGACCGGCUGUGAACUGCAGAGGGCGCGAUGCAAAGAUAAGACACUAACACUGGCACACCGCGGCCGCUGUCGAGGUAAAAACUGGGUGAAAAUUGACCAGUUGCCCGCGGCUGCAGCACCAACCACCGUGUCAGAGGGGAGAGACCUUGAGCUCAAAGAUGCAGGUCAGUCCAAGUGUCGUGUUGAGAGGAACCAGGCUUUGGAACAAGCCAGGAGACCUCAGGAGUCCAUGUUUAUCCCAGAAUGCAACGAGGAUGGGACAUUUGCCCAGGUCCAGUGCCACACUCUGACAGGUUACUGCUGGUGUGUCACCACUGACGGAAAACCAGUGAGUGGCUCCUCUGUGCAAAACAGGACCCCAGUGUGUUCAGGGUCAGUAACAGAUAAACCCCCCGGGCCACCGAACUCUGGUAGAAAAGUCCACACCUGGAUCAAACAGUAUUUGAGAAAUACCUUUGACCAGCUCAGGGAUUUUCCAGAUGCGACAAAACUGCCAGCGGAUGAUGGCUCCAAGCCCACACCCACCAUGGAGACUCACGUCCCCCCUGAGGGUGACGAGAUAACUGCUCCAACACUGUGGAUCAAACAGCUGAUAUAUCAUAACUGCUCCACUUCCAGGAAGCAAGAGAAGGUUCCCUCUUGUGACCAGGAGAGACAGAGCGCCCUGGACGAGGAUCGGCAGAACCCUCGUGAGGCCAUUUUCAUCCCCGACUGUGGACCCGGAGGUCUUUACAAAGCGGUUCAGUGUCACCAGUCCACAGGCUACUGCUGGUGUGUUCUCGUGGACACAGGUCGGCCCAUUCCUGGAACCUCCACCCGGUACCAGAAGCCAGAGUGUGACAGUGCUGCACGGUCUCGUGUCUCAGAUACAGAAGAUCCCUUCCAGGGCAGAGAACUGACAGGAUGCCCAGAGGGGAAAAAAGUGGAAUUCAUUACAAGCUUGUUAGAUGCCCUCACCACAGACAUGGUGCAAGCCAUAAACUCACCAGCCCCCUCUGGUGGUGGGAGGUUUGUUGAGCCUGAUCCCAGUCACACUCUAGAGGAGAGGGUGGUGCACUGGUACUUUGCCCAGCUGGAUAACAACGGCAGUCAUGACAUAAAUAAGAAGGAACAAAAACCUUUCAAGAAGUACCUGAAGAAAAAAGCCAAACCCAAGAAAUGUUCCCGCAAGUUCAUCGACUACUGUGACCUGAAUAAGGACAGGGCCAUUUCCCUGCAAGAGCUGAAAGGCUGCCUGGGUGUCAGCAAGGAGGGUAGCUCAACAACAAGUGGCAACCAAGGGACAAGGCAAGGGACAAAUUUGUUCAUAGGUCGUCUGGUGUGAGAGGAGAAGGAUCUAAAAGCUGAGAUGAGAGCAGAGGGCACAGAGGGAAGGCAUCUGUACGCUUGCUGACAGGAAAGAGAAAGAUGGAGCAGAAAAAUUAUGAAGUUCCUGAGUUUAAAAAAAGAACAGAAAAACAAGAAACGAAAAUGAAGCGGCGCCAAAAUAUUUGCACUUUCUCCUCCCUUAUGUUUGACAUUUUACCUGUGUUGUUUUCCCCUGAAGUGACUCAAAAUGUCUUGGACAAACAAGAAUAUAUAUUUGUUAAGAGAUGAGAUGACCGGCUCACCACUGGAAGUAUGUUUAUGUUUCCACGUUUCUUCCAUGUGUCCAGUCUGCCACGUGUAGUGGCUAAGAAAUAUAACGUCCAUGUCCCCUGAUACAUUCAGUAGCAUGCAGGCAGUGGCAGUGCACUAAAGAGGAGCUGACAGUUGCUUGAUACACUUAAAAAUCCUAAAAGGAAGAACUAAGGUGAUUUGGACCAAUUCAAACAAAAUGUGUUAUUUGUACGUGAACACGCAAUUUGAGGCAAACCACAUUUGUUAGCGUUAAACUGUGAUCACUAAUUUAUCAGUCCAGAAUCACCUGUAUGAACCCACCUGCACUGUAAAGACAUAUUUAGAAGGAUUAACAUUUUGGCUCAAGAAUCAGAUAUUUGUGAACAAAAUCUGUCAGUGUCUGUUCUUCGUUUACUGAAAACAAGCUAGUUAGUAGUUAGUAGUAAGUUAGUACUUUACUAGCUUGCUUAAGAGUAUUAUUUUUGCAACCAGAAAAAAAAGUCAAUGCAAGACAACAUUGUCGUAUGUACUUAGUGGUUUUCUCGGUUAUUAGCAUGUUGUCUGCACAAGAUGCCUCAAGUUUGUUUUUUACUUGUUUGCAAGGUUUGCGCUAAAAGACUCAAAGAAAUAAAAACACUCAUUAGUAGUUGGGACAUGGAACAAACUAAGAUGUCAAAGUAUCAAAUACAUUUUUUCUCAAAGAUGGUUUCUGUCAUUUGAGGUAGUUCAUAUCACACUGAUGCUCAAGUCUUAAACUCUUAACCAUCACAAAAGAAAAGAACAUUUACAAAUAACUUGGUUUAUCUUUCCAAAACAGAAUAGAGUCCAGAGACUGAGUUUUGAAUAUUCUUCAUAGUACAAGGAAAAAGACGACUGAACCCAUGGAAGUAAGAUGUUUACAUGGGCAGGUAUCCCAUUAAUAUCAGCUCAUUUCAGCUGCCAUAUUCAAGUUUAUUCCUGUCUUUGUAAACACGAUGUGGCAUUUACAAAAGCCAGCACCUAAAAUAAAUAUUUGAGUCUGCCCAGUAAUAUCAGAGUGCAUUUUGUGUAUGUAAACACAUUCAUUGUCUGUCCUCCAACAGUUGAUGUCAGUCCUGCUCUAUGAAACACUAACCACUGUGCAUACUUGGAGCUUUGCCACCUUGUGUAAGAAAGUGCCGUAAGUCUUGAAGUGACCUCCCAGGGAGUCCAAUUAACAGGAACGUGACCGAGCAGGGAGGAAAAACUUUAUGAACAUGUUUUGGAAUGUGAAAAAUAAAAUGUAUUCCUCACAUUUGGGAACAAUUGAGUUUCAAGAAAGGAGAAUUAAGAGUUGCUGAUGUGGUCUGAAUGCUUGUGUGCUUGUUUUGAGCUGUGUAUUUCUUACCAUAUUCCCAAGAGUCACUGCAGUGGCUGAUGACCGUGAGACAAAAAAGGCUCCUAUUGUAAAUAUGUACAAUAACCUUUAUUUGUUUGUUUGUUUUACUAAAUUGCAUUGUGGGGGAAUAUUGGUGUUCACUUUCUUCUCUGUUAUUCGAUUGUAAAAUAUAUUCUUUCUGUGUUUACAUCAUGUCAAACAUUAGGCUACAGUAGCUACUUCACAACAUUGAAAUGCUUAGACCAGACUAUGAUAUCAGCUCAGAGCAGUGUUUAUUUUAUCUGUGGUCGGGUUAUUUGACUUUUUUUUUAUUAUUUGGCUUGUGUUUUACAAUUCCUGUCAUCACUAUACACGGUCAAAACGCUGUAUAGUAUCUGGUGCUUAAUCCGCUACGAGCACAGGCCCAGUCUUGUCUAAUUUGAACUGGACAGUUGUGCCAAGAAGGAGAAAAGAAACCUGUCUGUCUUAACGGGCUGUGCAGUCUCUCUUGAGAGCCUGUGUCAGUCCCGGUUUAAACACUAGUCUUGUGUGUCUGCUGAAGUGCUUCCAGACGCUGUAAGCACGGCAGAUUACAUGUGAGAUCUAAAACAACCCAACAGGCUGGUAAUCACUGCUCAUCACGAUGGGGGACAUAUAGUGAAGGAGGAUUACAGAAGACUGUCAAUCUGACAGCAAGAAGCCAAGAUUGUCUUUCUCCUCAUCAGAAACUUUUCCACCGCAAAGCCCAAAACAGAUUGUCGAGACCAUUUCAAGAUGUUUAGAUGAUACUUUCUCUUUCUUAGCUGAAGAGAUCCAUUGGAAACCAAAACACAGAGAUGUGUUGUCUUUGGGUGAAAUUGGUGAAAUGUAAAAUAUGUGGCUUGAGGUGCAGCCGUUUGGCUCUGCAAUGAAAACUAAAAUGCUUGUCCAGUGCAAUAUAGACCUGAGCUAUUUGAGCUUGUGACACAACAGACACACACAAGACAGAACAAUAGAACGGACCGAAAAGCAAUAGGGACGGCACCUGGAUAAGGUAAUCAUUUAGUUUGUGAGAAUGAAACACAUUUACAUGUUGAGACUCAAUUUGUCUUGAACUAAAAAUCUUGGUUAUUAUGAAACUGGGAUGAUUUUCAGAUUAUCUUUUCUCCUCCAGUUCCACUUGUAAACAAAAACUAAAGCAACAACUGAUCCUGACUAGAGCUGAGUGAUAUGGACAAAAAUUAUAUCAAGAUUAAAAAGUUCACAUCAGUGGAUAUCGAUAAAUAUCAUGAAAAGUGUCAUGAUAUUUCAUUUGCGAUGUUGCUAUUGAUAAAUCAUGAUAUUACUAUAAUUAUUAAUAUGGUUGACACGGUUUUAUACCACAUCUAUUCAAACUAAGCAGAGUGGGAACAGUGUGCAGAGGGAAAGUGUCUGGAACAAGUGAUCUGAGAGGGGGGGUGGAAGAGUUCAAUACUGACCCCUAAUGGUGGAGACAGUUCACUGCAGGUUUCAAGUUCACACACUGAACCUGGUUUGACAGGUACACACACACACACACACACACACACACACACACACACACACACACNACACACACACACACACACACACACACAUACACACACUACACAGCAGCAUCUGCCAAGCCCAUCUACUUUCAUGAACUGACAAUAAAUAUU